Messenger RNA from Naegleria fowleri, 972 nucleotides. RefSeq lists its product as uncharacterized. The record is from RefSeq and is a predicted model, not a curated record. Gene Ontology annotation, cellular component: mitochondrion. The transcript has 3 exons. Gene Ontology annotation, biological process: respiratory electron transport chain. Bases 1 to 972 code for a protein of 323 amino acids. NCBI's taxonomy places the organism in Eukaryota, Heterolobosea, Eutetramitea, Acrasida, Naegleriidae.
AUGAGCCCAAACUCGACAAGUGUCGACAAUGUAUUGAGAAUUGGAAUACGUAAGCAACAAUGUGCUCUCGUCGUUGAAUAUACAAAGAUCAAUAGUAAGGGAAAGAGGGAAUUGAGGCAUCGGAGAGUGUAUUUGGAAGAUUAUAUUGUAAAGAAUUAUCCAGAACUGGACGAAGAGGAAAUUGUGAAAAAUAUAAAACAACAUGUAUUAUUUAAACAUCAUCAUGAGCUGUUUGAGCCUAUUCCCAAUCAUCAAAUAGAUAAAAUGGUCCGACAAUUAGUAGACCACACCACAAAAUCAUUCUUACCUCCGGAACCACAAUCAAAGUCUCAGCCUCAAAAAACAAACAAUAUCAUCAACAAUCAACCAAAACAAAAACCAACAGAAGUUAUAGAAGAGGAAGACAUUGAAGAGGAAGAUUUUGAUCAGUUUGACGAAGAUGAAGACGACUUUAAAAGCCAGGACCUUAACAAACUGGACGAUCAAUCUCUCAGGAAGGUCAAAGCAAAAAUGGAUGAAAAUUUCAAACAGCUAAAACCAGGCGAUAAAGGUUAUGUUUAUGAUAAGCAAGUAGACUUUGACUCUGUCCCAAAGACAUUUCCAAAAUUUACAAAAAUGCAGAAUCAACAUCUUCGCCAACAAGCCCUCAACCUAUACAAACGAUUUCUUGCCAUGAUUCCUCACUACCCAGGAGAAGAAAGCCCACAAGUAUUGAAAGCUCGUUUGAAGAAAGCCUUUCUUGCAAAUAAAUCCGAUAUGAGCGAAGAAGAUUUAAGAAAUCAACUUGCGAGAGGAGAGUAUAUUUUGAAAGAAGUGGAGGCACUGAUUCGGUUGAAAAAGUAUCGAACACUGGAUAAGAGAUAUUCUGCCCAUCGUCAAGAGCAUGAUGACGAGCGAAUUGAUAUCUUUUUCUUAACACAAAUGAAGAUCGGAAAUAAUUUGAUAAAAAAGGAAUUUGUGUUCUUCGAAUAA